Molecule: messenger RNA, 1872 nt
Organism: Carassius gibelio (silver crucian carp)
Lineage: Eukaryota; Metazoa; Chordata; Actinopteri; Cypriniformes; Cyprinidae
Gene: pex10
Product: peroxisomal biogenesis factor 10
Exons: 6
Coding region: 709-1662 (317 amino acids)
Biological process (GO): protein import into peroxisome matrix
Cellular component (GO): peroxisomal membrane
Molecular function (GO): zinc ion binding
Source: RefSeq, a predicted model, not a curated record
UCACUGGAAAAAGGAUUUGUACACAGCGUAUAGUGUUUACUGCAGUAGUAUAGUGUUGCUGUAUUAGGACAAUAAAUUGUUUUAAAGCAGGAUGGAGAAAUAAAUAAUGUUACAAUAAUAACAGAUUAGUAGGCCUACACACUAGUACCAGUCACAUGGCAUUUUAUAAGUCUACAGACUAUAUAUUAAAAUAAAUGGAUAAGAAAAUCAAAUUAAUUUAAAUAAAACAAUUAUUGACUAAAUUGAACGCCUGAAGACUCACGUGUGUCUUCAUCUUCGAGUCCGACAAAGUUACAGAUGUGUAUUUUCAUUUAGGAUCAUAACUGCAUUUACAUUGCGUUUUACCAGCAGAGGUUCUCAUUAUUCGAUCAUAGUAAAUACGUUUCCAGAUUUAUUCAUUCGUUCGUGCCGUCAGUCAUUAUCUGGUGUGUAACCAUCAGACUUGAUACUGAACUCAGCUCAGUGAGGGCGAUUUUUCUAUUGUAGACAUCUGCAGGCAAACUGAUCUCAAAUCAGCAAAGCGUCUGUUACCAACCGACCAAUGGAGGGCUCGUGUGAGCGUCACGUGACCAAACACGGAAGUGUUAGAUGCAUGAACAGUUAGGAGACUGACCUAGAUCAGAAAAUAGAUUCAGAAACUCAAUAGAUCCCCGUUUUUGUGAACUGAGAUAGAUGAAUUACACGUCCUAAAGGUUUCCGAGCUGAGCAAUGCCUCUAGUUCCCGCGAACCAGCCGCAGCUGAUCCGCUCGAGUCAGAAAGAUGAGUAUUACCAGAAGAACCUGACAAACAACGCUAACGAGCUCUUCCACACAUUCGCUGGUUCCAGACAUUGGCUUCAGUGGAGGAAGGAAAUUGAAUUACUGUCUGAUCUGACCUACUAUGUCUUAACCACUUUAUCUGGAUACCAGACGCUGGGCGAGGAGUAUGUGAGCAUCAUCCAGGUGGACCCCAGCCAGAGAAGAAUCCCCUCACGGAUGCGCAGAACCGCGCUCAUCCUCUUCCACACGUUUGUGCCUUAUCUUCUGGACAAGGUCUUGAUCUGCGUUGAGAAUGAGCUGGAAGCAGAAGCUCCUCAGACGAGCAGGACCUGGAGUCCGUUGUCACAUGUGCGGCUGUGGAUUCAGAGAGCUGUAGGGAUGCUGACGGAGUCUCAGAGGAAGGCUCUGGUUCCCAUCGUAUUUGCCCUGCAGCAGGGGAUCACACUGCUGUACAGACUCCAUGUGGCCGUCUUUUACAUCACCGGAGCCUUUUACCACAUUGGCAAAAGAGCUACAGGUGUAAGUUAUCUGAGAGUGGGGCAUGUGUCUGGGGACGACCCGUGGAUCAGGACCAGUUACCGUCUGCUGGGGGCUCUGUCCCUGCUGCAGCUGGGCAUCACUCUCACACUGCAGUUUAACAACCUCAGACAGAGACAGAGAGCUCGACAGCAGUGGAAGCAGCACAGAAACCUGCUCCCCAGUCUUCAGGUCAGCCAGUCGUCGUCUCGUUCCUCGCGCUGUAUCUUGUGUUUGGAGGAGCGCAGGAACACCAGCUGCACUCCCUGUGGUCAUCUCUUCUGCUGGGAGUGCAUCACUGAAUGGUGCAAUACCAAGAGCGAAUGCCCGCUGUGUCGAGAGAAGUUCCAGCCUCACAGAUUGGUUUUCCUGAGAAACUACAACUAGACUGUGGGAUGAUCCAGACUUCAGAGAAAUGAACUCUGUCUGCAUUAGUUUUUAAUAAUUGCAUGACAUGGAAAUGACUUUGUGCAUUUUGUACUAAAUAGACAAAGAAUACACAUUUCUUCCUGUAAUUUAAUUAAUUGAUUAUGCAAAUUAUUUAAUGGCAAUUGUAACAUUCCUCAAAUAAAAUAAGAUUGUCAUAUUUUUAACGAA